Gongylonema pulchrum is the source of this 728-nucleotide messenger RNA. The record is from the annotation of a GenBank genome assembly. NCBI's taxonomy places the organism in Eukaryota, Metazoa, Nematoda, Chromadorea, Rhabditida, Gongylonematidae.
UUGGACGAUAUUGACAGUUUAAAUGUGAUACAUGUUGCUGGUACUAAAGGCAAAGGUUCAACGUGUGCACUCACUGAAUCUAUUUUACGUCAGUUUGGCCUCAAGACCGGCUUUUACAGUUCCCCGCAUCUUAUACAUGUUCGAGAGCGCAUCAGAAUCAAUGGAAUCCCGUUAUCAGAGAAUGAAUUCAUCAAAUAUUUCGACGACGUAUAUAAUCGUCUGGCUUCGGCAGUCAUGCAGUGCGGGGAUGCGUUUAAGAUGCCAGCUUAUUUCAAAUUCUUAACAGUAAUGGCAUUCUAUGUUUUUCUGCAAGAAAAAGUCGAUGUUGCAAUAAUGGAAGUUGGCAUUGGUGGUGAGCACGACUGCACUAAUAUUGUUGAGAAUCCAAUUCUUUGUGCAGUGACAACUUUGGAUUACGACCAUAUGGCGAUGCUUGGCUCAACGAUCAAAGAGAUUGCCUGGCAAAAAGGAGGUAUCUUCAAGAAACACAGUACGGCGAUUGUUGCCGAGCAAGAAGAGGAAGCAAUGGAAGUUUUAAGAAAUCGUGCAGACGAGAGGAAUUGCUUAUUUCGCCUAGCACCACCAUUCAGUGCAUACGACUGGCCAACGAACAACAACAUUGAGAUUGGUAUCGGUGGCGUCCACCAACAGCAUAACGUAACUGUUGCACUACAAUUAGCCAAAUUAUGGCUUGAAAAAACUAACAGACAAGGUAAGUUGAACUGAUU